This is a messenger RNA of Fusarium coffeatum, 951 nucleotides long. RefSeq lists its product as uncharacterized. The record is from RefSeq and is a predicted model, not a curated record. Lineage: Eukaryota; Fungi; Ascomycota; Sordariomycetes; Hypocreales; Nectriaceae. The transcript is spliced from 3 exons. The coding region runs from base 1 to 951 and encodes 316 amino acids.
AUGAAUCUGUACGCCGUAGGCUUCAAUGCAUGGAAUCAGCUCAAUUUUGAUACCAUACCAGCUGAUGAAGAGCUGGAUGAUUUGUUCACUUUCACCAAGGUCCUGGCAGACAAAUCGGUUGGCCAUGUUGUUUCCAAGAUACACUAUACUGCAGUGCAGCGAAAUGAUACUUGGGCCUUGGCCGGGUCAUGCCCCAGCAAGCUUCUCCAUCGCGAGGCCGAUAGUACAUAUUUGUUCGACUUACCAAGUGCCGAAUCAGGAGAUGGGAAAGUUUUGACUGUUCAGAACUUAGACUCUGGACAUCCUACUCAUGCCAUUGUUCAAUACCCAUCGUUGGCGGCAUGGGGAGCCAACGAGCACACUGAGAAAUGGUCUUGCAAGUCACCGGUUCGUCAAAUAGCUGCUUACGAUACUGGCUUCGUGAUGUUACUCGAGGAUGGGACCGUACUUAGCUGCGGUGAUUUUCGAUUUCCAGACUGUCUUGGCCGCGAGGUCGAUGAAUCAUGUCCUGCCCAUGUACCAUGUCCUAUAGAGGAUCUAAGUGACCUCGGUGAAUCCAUCAAGAAAGUAUCUGCAGGAGGGUACACUCUUGGGGCUCUGACAGACAGUGGUGGGCUGUACCUCUGGGGCAUGAAACCUCCUGGUUCACAAAGUCGACACACCGCAUUCACUGAUCUUGGCCCUAUGCCAAGCUAUGUGGAAGUCGACGGGGAGAAAGACGUGCAGGACUUUGCAAUUGGGGAGUCAUAUGCUAUUGCCCUUACUACUGAUGGUUGCGUUUAUGUCAUAGGGGAUAACACUAAUGGCCAGAUUGGUCUUGGCAAACCCGUGAAACAGAGUGCAUUAUGGUCAAAGAUAGAUUUUAUACUCCACCCAGACGAGGAGGUGGUGGCUAUUGAAGCUGGUCCAAGGGCAUCGUUUAUAGUGACAGCAAAGACGGAAUCAAUAUAA